GACAAGAGUUAUUUCAAUUUUAUAUGGCAAAUUAUCGGAAAACAACUGCAUAUAAGGCCAAGGGGUGCACAUUGUUUGUCAGCUCCAUAUAGAGCCGAAUAAACGGAAACAAUUAAUAGAACGUGAAAUUACUACCAGUCGGGCCUGGACCCUUUUAAUUUAGUAUUAGUGCGACCACAAUAACGGCAGUCUGGAAGGAGGGGCUGGCAAAAGACAGGUAAACAUUUGUUUACAAAAAGGAAGCUACUUUUGCCUUGGGAUCAGGGUAACAGCUGAGGUGAGGGUUAGAAUUAAAUAAAUAAGACCAGGGUGCACUAAUUUGUUUUGGAAUUAGGAUUUUGAGCGGCACUGUCUCCCUUAGGCUUAGAGUUAGCGAGACAGGUUGAAGCCGUCCCAUGCUGCCUGCCCAACUAAACAUGACUUAUUUCAAAAUUUUCGUGCCGUGUCUGGUUUUUUAAAUCGGGGACAACCAUAGGGUGAAAAAGGUGUCCAGUAAGGAGCUAAUCUGAUCGUGCUAAUAAAGUCAAAUAGUUUGGUCUUGUAAGGAUCUCGAGGGCCUGCCCCUGCUGGUUUGUUGGGUUAUCCAAAGUUGCUAAAAUCUAUCCGACUGGUUUCCUUGAGGACCAAUCAGAAGGCUCGCUCGUUCUCCAAUUGGGCCAAUCAGAACGCAGUAUUUCUGGCGGGCUCUCAUCCGACCUCAACUUGAAUGCGGGCAUCUGAUUGGCUGUUGGGUCUGUGACGUCACGAUAACCAAGUAUAUAUACGGUGCACACUUUUCUUGGACAACUUCAUUCAUUCGAAUACGUAUCGUAGCGAACAGUACAGAAAAUCUUACUCUAACGAAAUGGCUCGAACCAAGCAGACCGCCCGUAAAUCCACUGGAGGAAAAGCCCCCCGAAAACAGCUGGCAACCAAGGCCGCCCGUAAGAGCGCCCCUGCCACCGGAGGAGUCAAGAAACCUCACCGAUACAGGCCCGGAACAGUCGCCCUCCGAGAGAUCCGUCGUUACCAAAAAUCGACCGAGCUCCUCCUGAGGAAACUCCCCUUCCAGAGACUGGUCCGUGAGAUCGCUCAGGACUUCAAGACCGACCUCCGAUUCCAGAGCACAUCAGUGAUGGCUCUUCAGGAGGCCAGCGAGGCUUACCUCGUUGGACUGUUCGAGGAUACCAACCUUUGCGCCAUCCACGCUAAGCGUGUGACCAUCAUGCCAAAGGACAUCCAGCUCGCUCGCCGUAUCCGCGGAGAGAGGGCAUAAGCUACCUGUCGAACUACACUCGGCACAAGCUAAAAACGGCGUUUAUCAGCGCCACUCCACAUAUCAAUAAAGAAAACACUCCAAUCGUU
This is a messenger RNA of Bolinopsis microptera, 1344 nucleotides long. Its product is annotated as histone H3. Lineage: Eukaryota; Metazoa; Ctenophora; Tentaculata; Lobata; Bolinopsidae. Gene Ontology annotation, molecular function: protein heterodimerization activity; DNA binding; structural constituent of chromatin. The transcript has a single exon. The record is from RefSeq and is a predicted model, not a curated record. Bases 845 to 1255 code for a protein of 136 amino acids. Gene Ontology annotation, cellular component: nucleosome.